Lingula anatina is the source of this 1080-nucleotide messenger RNA. Its product is annotated as cytochrome P450 1A1-like. NCBI's taxonomy places the organism in Eukaryota, Metazoa, Brachiopoda, Lingulata, Lingulida, Lingulidae. The record is from RefSeq and is a predicted model, not a curated record. Gene Ontology annotation, biological process: hormone biosynthetic process; progesterone metabolic process. Gene Ontology annotation, molecular function: iron ion binding; heme binding; steroid 17-alpha-monooxygenase activity.
AGCAAGUUGCCUGCUAUUUGGGUUUACCUAUGUGCAUGUGUCAACCGAAUGAUUCGCAGUAGGCCCGGGGCAUCAGGAUACAGGGGGAAGUGUUGAUGCAGUGGCUGCCUGGAUUUCUGUCUUCAGGAUAAAGAAAAAAGUAUUCAAAGGGACUUUAAUAGUAGUGUUAUUGUUUCUAAUCCGUUUAAGUCAACUGUGGAUAGUCUGCAGUACUCAAAUGCAAUUCGACAAGAAAAUCGGAAACAUGGACAUUAUAAACGUAUAUGUCUGGCCUAAUGUGCAGACUACAUUGGUCGGCACAGUUGUAUUCCUGUUGGUGAUGACAUAUAUCUACGACGGAAAAGAUACAGACUGCCGCCAGGUCCUCCACAGCUACCAAUAUUGGGGAAUUACUUUGCCUUUUCGAAAGAUGCAAGACUGUUCACGGUUUUCGCAGAAAUGGAAAAGAAAUAUGGAGAAAUAUUCACAGUAAAUAUAGGUUUUGGACAUAACUGCAUUGUGGUGAGCUCAGUUGAUUUGGUGAAUGAGUUAUUGGUGGAAAAGUCAAAGGAAUUUGCCGGCAGGGAUACAUCUCUUUGGUCGCUUUAUCUAAUAUCCGGUGGAUACAAGGAUCUUUUAUUUGAUGAUUAUGGCCCCGUAUGGACAGUACAGAAAAAGAUGGCAGUGAAAGUCCUCAGUUAUGAAAUCGACGAUCCAGAAUUCGUGUGGCUAAGAGAAAAGUUUGCAGAAAAUAUGACCGUUUUAUUUGGAAGUCGUCUGCCUGCUGACCUCAUCCCAUUUCUUAAGCACGUCCCUAUUCCGUCAACCCUCAGAGCAAAGAAAAUUUCCCGUGAGUUGCAUGAUUUUCAUAGGCGAAAGUUAAAGGAACACAAAGCUACUCUCAAUUCAGGUAGGGGUGGAUUUCAUUUGCUAUUAUUCAUUUAGACAUUCUGUUAAUGCAAUUUAUUCACACAUGCAUGUUAUUAAAUGAUGCAUAUCGAUUUUCUUUUAAAUUUUUGUAUGUCAAAAAAUGCAUUACCAAAAUAUUUAUACCGAAUGUUGUUACGUGUAUAAUAAGCUAUUUAUUCUGAUAUUAUAUAC